Uranotaenia lowii is the source of this 1810-nucleotide messenger RNA. Its product is annotated as serine protease inhibitor dipetalogastin-like. The transcript has 3 exons. Gene Ontology annotation, molecular function: protein binding. Bases 65 to 1702 code for a protein of 545 amino acids. The record is from RefSeq and is a predicted model, not a curated record. NCBI's taxonomy places the organism in Eukaryota, Metazoa, Arthropoda, Insecta, Diptera, Culicidae.
UCAUCUCAUCAUCAGUAUCCAAGGGCCAGCAGCCACAAUCCAAGUUACACUAAUCUUCUCCAAAAUGAAGACCUUCGUUCUGUUGACCGCAGUGCUAUGCACGAUCUCGGGAUCGGCUAUGGCUAAGCCAAAACAACAUCGCCCAUCCACCACUGAGGCUGCUCCAGCCGGAACUGGAGUCUACAGCUGUCCAGCAUGUCCCUAUGACUACACUCCGGUUUGUGGCUCGGACGGACUCACCUACUCCAACGAUUGUGUCCGAUACUGCUCGGCUUCACCCUUCGGAUCCGUGGCUGUGUCCUAUUCCGGAGAAUGCAAUGUGGCUCCUGCCGGAAACACCGAUUAUAGCUGCCCCGUUUGCCCUGCAUACUACAUGCCAGUUUGUGGAUCUGACGGUGUCACCUACGAGAACGAUUGCUUCAGAUAUUGCUCGGCCUCUCCCUAUGGAUCGGUUGCUGUGGCCUCUUUCGGUGAGUGUAACGCUGCCCCUGCCGGAAACACCGAGUAUAGCUGCCCUGCUUGCCCCUACGAUUAUACUCCGGUUUGUGGAUCUGACGGAUUAACCUACUCCAACGAUUGCGUCCGAUACUGCUCGGCUUCACCAUUCGGAUCGAUUGCUGUGGCCUACGCUGGAGAAUGUGCCAAAUCCCACCUUUAUUUCCCUAUCUUGGGGUACACACAAAUGGUCACCGGAACUCUCCCUAGAUUAAGCUGGGUUGUCCUACUUAGGGUGGCGUCUUACAGGUGGCGAGCUGCUACAGCCGAAGCACUUGGGCCAAGGAAGGGCUUCUCCCCGGAACGGAUGCCGGAAGGACCCCUGGAACGUGGGUCACAGGUAGGUCAACGGGUCACUGCUGGUACUGCAUGCACGGCUUGCCCACCUCUGACGUCCUGGCCGUCGGUUGUUGAUGGCUGCCUGAUUGCACUACACAAAUUCCGAACACCUCUGGGGGGAAUUCCGGUGCAAAUGGUCGACACACGCGGUCAGUGUACGGCCGGUCGAAGAGCCAGGCCAGGUGCGGCACGGGAUGACGUACAGCAAGCUAGCUUAUGGUAUCAUCUCAUCAUCAGUAUCCAAGUGCCAGCAGCCACAGUCCUAGUUACACUAAUCUUCUCCAAAAUGAAGACCUUCAUUCUGUUGACCACAGUGCUAUGCACGAUCUCGGGAUCGGCUAUGGCUAAGCCGAAACAACAUCGCCCAUCCACCACUGAGGCUGCUCCUGCCGGAACUGGAGUCUACAGCUGUCCAGCAUGUCCCUAUGACUACACUCCGGUUUGUGGCUCGGACGGACUCACCUACUCCAACGAUUGUGUCCGAUACUGCUCGGCUUCACCCUUCGGAUCCGUGGCUGUGUCCUAUUCCGGAGAAUGCAAUGUGGCUCCUGCCGGAAACACCGAUUAUAGCUGCCCCGUUUGCCCUGCAUACUACAUGCCAGUUUGUGGAUCUGACGGUGUCACCUACGAGAACGAUUGCUUCAGAUAUUGCUCGGCCUCUCCCUAUGGAUCGGUUGCUGUGGCCUCUUUCGGUGAGUGUAACGCUGCCCCUGCCGGAAACACCGAGUAUAGCUGCCCUGCUUGCCCCUACGAUUAUACUCCGGUUUGUGGAUCUGACGGAUUAACCUACUCCAACGAUUGCGUCCGAUACUGCUCGGCUUCACCAUUCGGAUCGAUUGCUGUGGCCUACGCUGGAGAAUGUGCCUAAGUCGCCUGACGAAACCUUGCGCUGGUUAUCCAAUCGAAUAUGAGUAUUGUAAUUGUCAUCAGAUGAAAUCUUCGAAGAUCAUCAAUAAAGUUAAAUAAAUGCAUUCAA